Messenger RNA from Aspergillus versicolor CBS 583.65, 1614 nucleotides. Its product is annotated as cytochrome P450. NCBI's taxonomy places the organism in Eukaryota, Fungi, Ascomycota, Eurotiomycetes, Eurotiales, Aspergillaceae. Bases 1 to 1614 code for a protein of 537 amino acids. The record is from RefSeq and is a predicted model, not a curated record. The transcript is spliced from 3 exons. Gene Ontology annotation, molecular function: heme binding; oxidoreductase activity, acting on paired donors, with incorporation or reduction of molecular oxygen; monooxygenase activity.
AUGGUCCAAAUACCGUGGGGAGUGCUCUAUAUGGGCAUCGCAGGAUACGCAUUUCUAAAAUCCAGCUUCGCAACCUUUUUCAUUCUUUCUGGCGCUCUUACUAUCUUCGCGUUGUUCUACAACUCAUUCCUGUAUCCGGAAUAUUUAACGCCAAUUAGACACAUUCCCACGCCCACCAGCCGGUCAUGGCUUAAGGGCAAUACCGACACAUACGUUCUGCAAACCCCCUUUGAGGACUUGCUCAAAUGGUCUCAAUCCGUUCCCCAUAACGGUCUCCUGAGAUACUACGUAGCAGGAAAUAUGGAACGAGUACUUGUGGCGUCACCAAAGGCUCUGAGUGAGCUUCUCGUACAGAAUGUAUACGAGUUCCCAAAACCAGAAUUUAUGCGUCGCGCAUUGGCCCGUAUCACUGGUAACCAUGGUAUACUACUUGUGGAGGGUCUUGAACAUAAGAGGCAUCGAAAGAACCUCAUGCCUGCUUUCUCCUACCGCCAUAUAAAGGAUUUAUAUCCCCACUUUUGGCUCAAGAGCGUGGAGAUGGUGAAGCGCAUUGAAAUGGUCUUACAGGCUCCCUCUAAAUGCGAUAAUGUUGUCGAAAUAAGACCCUGGGCGAGUCGAGCCACCUUGGAUAUCAUAGGGCUUGCGGGCAUGAGCCGAGAUUUUGGCUCUCUAGCCGAUCCGAACAAUGAGCUUGCUGGACAAUACCACCGAGUCCUUAAAGAGCCUCCGCUCUGGCUAAAACUUCUGUUCGUCGUUGGCUUUGCUCUGGGAAAUCCGACCGCCAUCCACAAGCUUCCAAUAGAACGCAAUAGGGAGAUAUUAGAAGGAAGAGAGUAUAUUCGAAAGGUAGCACAGGAACUCAUUAGCCAAAAGAGAGAGAUGGUCAAGCACAACCCAGAGGAGGCAGAGAGCGGGAAAGACAUCCUUUCAGUGGCUUUGAAUAGCGGAACGUUCACUGAUGAAGAGCUCAUUGACCAAAUGAUGACAUUCCUCGCCGCUGGUCAUGAAACAACGUCGACAGCGUUACAAUGGUCAGUCUACGCGCUUUGUAAGCACCCAGCUGUCCAAACUCGGCUGCGCGAAGAAAUCCGCUCCAAUCUUCCUCCCAUCUCGGUGGACGAGACCACCGAGCCUAUCACGGCGACUAUGCUGGAUUCACUCCCAUAUCUCCAUGCAUUCUGCAACGAAGUCCUCCGCUUCCACCCCUCUGUACCUCUUACUUUCCGGACUACUGCUCAAGAUACAACGCUUGUCGGGAUCCAAGUUCCCAAGGGCACCAACUUGUCUAUCUCUCCUGAAGUCGUCAACCAUCACCCUGACCUGUGGGGGCCCGACGCUGACAAGUUUGACCCAGAGCGGUGGAUGGGUCCAGGCAGGGCAAACAAUGGUGGGGCGACCAGCAACUAUGCACUUAUGACUUUCCUCCACGGGGCCCGAAGCUGCAUCGGCCAGGGAUUCGCAAAGGCUGAGCUGGCUUGUCUGGUUUCUGCGAUGGUGGGCCGUUUCCACAUGGAACUGAAAGACCCGGAUGCUGAGCUUGUGAUCAAACGAAGCGCAACAGUCUCACCCGCGGACGGUGUACUUGCAAAACUAACUCCUCUUCCCGGGUGGUAA